Molecule: messenger RNA, 1223 nt
Organism: Cornus florida
Lineage: Eukaryota; Viridiplantae; Streptophyta; Magnoliopsida; Cornales; Cornaceae
Exons: 4
Coding region: 185-721 (178 amino acids)
Biological process (GO): dolichol-linked oligosaccharide biosynthetic process
Cellular component (GO): UDP-N-acetylglucosamine transferase complex; extrinsic component of endoplasmic reticulum membrane
Molecular function (GO): hexosyltransferase activity
Source: RefSeq, a predicted model, not a curated record
CUCGAAACGAAAUAUAACUAAACGAAUUUUCUUUCAGCUUCUUACGUUCUCUCUCCGACGGGGGCAGCGACGAUCAAAUCCUACUACUUAGAGCCGCCGGCGACCUCCAUCGAGGACGAACGACCAUCCUAUAUUCGAGUUACUGAUCUCGGGUGGUUACUUGGAGAAAACAUUCCAGCAAUAGAUGGGCAAUAACGAAGAUCGGUCAAAUUCCAAGAGAAUUGUUUUUGUGACUGUGGGAACUACUUGUUUUGAUGCUCUUGUUAAAGCUGUGGACACUCAGGAAGUUAAGGAAACACUCUCUUCCAAAGGAUAUACGGACCUUCUCAUUCAAAUGGGUCGUGGAUCCUAUGUCCCCACCAAGUCUAGUGGAGAAGAUGGGUCCCUGGUUGUAGACUACUUUACUUUUUCGUCAAGCAUUGCUGACAAUUUGCGAUCAGCAUCUCUUGUCAUCAGUCAUGCAGGUUCCGGGAGCAUCUUUGAGACAUUGCGGCUGGGUAAACCUUUAAUUGUGGUGGUGAAUGAGGAUUUGAUGGACAAUCAUCAAAGUGAGCUAGCAGAAGAAUUAGCUGAGAGGAAGCAUUUGUUUUGUGCACGCCCUCAAACACUCUUCCAGACCAUUGCGGAUAUGGAUUUGGAGUCUCUCAUCACAUACCACCCGGGUGAUGCCACACCUGUUGCUAAACUUAUAAACAAAUUUCUAGGCUUUCCAGAUGACUGAUGAAAUUGUGGAAUAUGUCCUUCCGUCAAAUCAAUUGAAGAAUACAUUGGGAAAUCUUUAACACUCAUUUUAAUGAGGCAUGAGCUCUUUUUCGGGUGUGUUUUCACGUCCAAAGGGAUGUGAAUAAGCUGUAUGAUCUGCUUGUGUUUUGUUUAAGUUACUUUCAAGAAAGGUUCAUUUGGAAAAAGGGGAAAACUAUGGCUGUAAUAGGUGAAAAUUUGAAAGAAAUUCCAAGUUCAUGAUACAAAAAUCGGUACUAAUGCCGUGCCAUUUACUUCUGGUGAUGGCUUCUAUUUCUUGUAACCAUGCACACCAUUAUACCCAUUGAGUUACUGUAAGAGCCGAGAGAGGUACUUAGGCUUCAUUAUUGGUGAUAGCACUGAUGAUUUCAGCCUCAUUUAAAUGGAAUUGUUACAGAAUUAAAAAGUUGUUAGACAAACUUAAAUUGUUGUACUUGAUUUUGACCUGAUGAAGCUGCUCUACUUGUUUGAGUUUUUUCUUA